CAUCUACCGUCAGUAGUCAGUACCUGCCAUAUUCACCUUGUGACUUGUGUCUGCUGUUUCCAAUCCAAGUUCAGCCUUUUCCCAACAAAGUUCGCUUAUGCUUUCCAUUUUUGUGUUCAUUUUCAAGUAUCUUCCAAGUUUUCGAAAAAAAGGUGAUGAUGGAGAGGUGCGGGACUUCAUGGAGUCGAUCGUGGAGGGGCUGGUGGGGGACGGGCUCGACAAUGUCUGUCUGAGGCCAGUCAGCAAUCAUCCCAACUAUAUUAAAUUCUGUGAUGAAUUCCAUGAUCCACUAGCUCUGAUUUUGGCCAAAUUUUCUGUUUCGCUGCAUAUGGCAAUAACAGAUAAGCCGAUUUCUCUAUCUGAUUCACCCUCAUUCAUACAUGGAGAGCUCAAGGAACUCAUCAAGCAAAUCAUGAGAGAAGCUACGAAUCUGCCUUCUUUUCAUGUCUUUUCGAAUGGAUCACUGGAGAAGUCAAUUGAAAAUGAAGCAGGAGAGCUGGAGAAGAGGAGCUACGAAGAUAUUCUGGCAACAGCUAUCCUCAAUAAGGUAGAAUCUACUUUCCAAAAUAGUGACAUAAAAUAACUUAAUUAAAAGUUC
Molecule: messenger RNA, 598 nt
Organism: Nilaparvata lugens (brown planthopper)
Lineage: Eukaryota; Metazoa; Arthropoda; Insecta; Hemiptera; Delphacidae
Exons: 5
Coding region: 98-583 (161 amino acids)
Source: RefSeq, a predicted model, not a curated record